Messenger RNA from Abrus precatorius (Indian licorice), 2174 nucleotides. RefSeq names its product TSL-kinase interacting protein 1. Lineage: Eukaryota; Viridiplantae; Streptophyta; Magnoliopsida; Fabales; Fabaceae. Bases 366 to 1775 code for a protein of 469 amino acids. The transcript has 9 exons. Gene Ontology annotation, molecular function: chromatin binding. Gene Ontology annotation, cellular component: nucleus. Gene Ontology annotation, biological process: pattern specification process. The record is from RefSeq and is a predicted model, not a curated record.
AAAAGUGAUUGGCGCCUUGGCCUUGAAAUUUUGGUGCUCGUUUCUUUUCCCUCUAUUUACUAACUUUCAACAUUCAUUCAUUGAUUCAUUCCCGCGCGCACUGUUACUGUUCCUGUCUUCCGCACUCUCCCUCCGAUUCCAUUCAUUCAGAUCAGUUACCCCUCAGAGCCUUCUCGAAGGUUCUCAACUCAACCCUCCUUCUCACCUUUUCCUUCAACUUUUCCUAUACUCUAUUCAUCAUUCUCCGCCGAUCAAACUUACGUAUCCCUCGCUUUCGCCUUCUUUCCACUCUACGCCGCCAUUAGGUGCUGAAAGUAAGCCUGGAUUAUUUUUAUUUGAUGAAUUUUCAGGAAGCUUAAACUAUAAUGAAAACUGGUAGAUCACUAGACAGCAAAGCUGUAAAGGCUUCUGGAAAGUGCAGUCUGAAGACAGGCUCUAUUGGAGUGAAAAAUUCUCCCAAGAGAACAAAUAAAUGGGAUCACAGAGCAAGAGGAUGUGAGGGGUUGUUGACCGAUAAAGAGAAUCAGCAUUUCCCAUCUAAGGAACAUGUGAGAAUGUGCCCAGAACUUCCCAAUGAAGGUACUUUUCUUACAGAAAAGAGAGAGGCUAUUGAACUUCAUUCUGGACAAGCGCUCACUUCUUCUGCAAAGAUUAAGUUACAACUUUUUCCAAUCAAUGAAGGAACUCGGAUAGGACUUGAAAAGGAUGGGCAUAAUCCUUAUUUAGAACUUACACUUGGAGGUCGAAAGAAAAUAUCUUCAGUUCUUAAACACCUUGGAAAGAAAUGGGGAAGUUCAAGGAUAGCCAAAGGGGAGCCUGUACUCUUUCCAUAUAAGAUAACUGGAAACCUAUCUGACUGCAGAAGGUGGACAACUAAUGAUAGUGACACAACAGCCUCAGCUGUCCAUGCUGCUGUUGGAAGCCCUGCAAUUUUCCGGUUGAAGUAUGGCUGGUUCUACAUACAUGAACUUAGGUCUUUUGGCAUAGCUUCCACACCAACUCCCCAUGAACCUGGUGUACUUGGAGGAACAGAGGGAGGUAGUGAUGCUAAUUUAGAGGAGACUUUAUGUGUUGAACGGGACAAGGUUGAGGUAACAAGCAAAGAAUAUAAAACAAUUGAUGUGGGCAAUGCAUCAAGUGAAAUUGUGGCUCAGAAAAUGGAUAAUGAAGCUACUGAUCCUACGGAUAAUGAGCCAAGAGUAAGUAGUAGCCUUCAACAGUCAUCAUUUCCAUGGAUUGAUAAUCUAAGCAAUAUAAGCAUUGGGGGCCUUCUGUCUGAAGCAUCAUUACUUGGUGGACUUGAUACAAAAUCAUUUGGCUGCAAUUCUGCCAUACAAUCUGACUCGCUGGAUGCUUUUAUUGCUGCCCAUCUUAAUCAUCCUCCUGUUCCAAGACUACCAGCUGAAAACUUGCGUACAUCUAUAUUGGAUGCUGAAGAAACAUGUCAUGCAUUUCCUCUUCAAAAGUUAUCUUCCUCAGCAGACGUGCAGACAGCUCGUGGAAAGGAUUUUUUUGUGGCAUGUAGUCAGGAUGUUUCUUCAAACUCAUUAAAGUUGCCAAAAAUAGACAAGGGUAAUGGUGGACUUCCACAAAAUCCUCCAUCUGGGAAGUCUCAGACAGACCUGUCGCUUUCUUCACGCUCAUAUGAUGAUGAAAGAAGUCUUGGGUUAACAGACAUCAAAUGGAAUGACUCUUUGGGACCUUUUGAUCUUGGCAUGCCAACUAAGAAGUGUAUUGGCGGAGAUGGUGUUAGCAUUGGUGGAUUUGUUAAAUAGCCUGUAGCAGCUUAGAUGCAUAAUUUGUUGACCAAAUGACUCCAUUUUAAAGAUACGUUCUUAGGAAAGAAGAAAAAGGAAAUUGUACAUAAUAGAAAUACUUGCCGAAGAGACAAGGAUUAGAAAAGGAAAGAAAGAAACGAGCCUGACAGAAUACUGAGUUGUUCUAGUUUAAGAAUCAGAGUUAUUGAGGGGACUAAUAUUUAGCACUUUAGCAUUCGUUUAGUUCCGUGUCAACUAUCUUCAGUUGCUAAUGUGCUGAAAUGUAAUUAAAAUGAUCUAUGCUUUUUAACCUUUCAUCUUACUCUGCAAUAAGCUAUGUUAUGUGGUGCGAAUGGGAAGAAAGAUAAGUGUUAAGAAAAUCAUUGCUAUUGAAAAUAGAAUUAGUUUCUUGCAUUU